Molecule: messenger RNA, 780 nt
Organism: Exophiala spinifera
Lineage: Eukaryota; Fungi; Ascomycota; Eurotiomycetes; Chaetothyriales; Herpotrichiellaceae
Exons: 2
Coding region: 1-780 (259 amino acids)
Source: RefSeq, a predicted model, not a curated record
AUGACGGUACAGAGUCCUCCGGUCUGCCCUCGCUGCAGCGAACAACCCGAGUCUCUGGACAAGCUAGAACAGCAUGUAAGAGCGUCGCAGUCGGAACCAGAGGUCAUCAAAGCUCCAGCGAACGUCGUAAAUGGACAGAACGCACUCAUAUCGCUGAGUCAGCCACUUGAUUCUGAAGCCAACAAAGCUGGAGAGGUGUUGGAAAGUCCAAUCUAUGGCGAGAAGGACAGUCUACGACGCCGACGACGAUCAACGUUACCCGCGAUCACUAAAGUACCAGCCCCUGUAUCUAUGUCUUCUCGACUUCCAGUAAAUGAGGUCAAGUCAAGUCACAUCAAGGAGGAACCGUUUUCGAUUCUCCCGAAAUCUGACAAGAGAGUGACUGUUGACGACACACCUCCAGUUUCGGGCCAUGAUGCUGUUCUUGACUCUGCCGAAGCAGAUGCAUUUACAGCGUGCAAUGCAAACACCAAAACUCAGAUAGCCAUCGACCGUCGCUCUAGCGAUCUAAUGAGCACUUCGACCUCCCGGGACACUGCUAGCACAAAUUCAAAGGAGGCGAAACCCACAGCUACUGAACUUAACUCGACCGUCAAGCGUGAAAACUCGGUCAUCAAGCGGCGUCGGUCACCCCGCAAGCAAUCUACAGUAGCGUCGACCAUCGCAACAACUAAAGACAAGCCACCGGAACCCGGGUCUAUGCAAGACACAGUUCCCACCAGAAGAUCAAUUGUGAAAGAGUUGGCAAACUUCUUCUCGAGUGGCACAAGUAAAACAUAG